GAGUCGUCCGCCAAACUCAGAACGCGUGCAGCCAGCAUCCACGCAGGACAGCAGCGUUCUUCUUCCACCCGUGGAUUUUAUUGUUCUUACGAUCUCAGUGCAUUGGAUUCUCUCCUCCACAUCCACAUCACUUCUACAAUCGUGUCGCCUCUUUUUUUGUGUGGAAUCACUCUUCCCCCCCAUCCACCCAUCGCAUCUCUUCCCUGCCCUCCUUCCUUCCCCGCGAGCAUCAUCCUUCCUCGGAUAACUUUUCCGCCCUGAACCGAACCCUAAACAGGUCCCUUCCCCGGUUGGCAGGUGAUUGGUCUCUGGGCAAGGGAAAACAAGGGGUCUGUUACAUGGGGCGCGCGGCGGCGUCGUUUGGAAAAUGCUCCGCAGUUGGCGUGUGAGCGCCCCGCGGAAGCAGCCGGGAUCGGAGUCGCUGUCGUCGGCGCGCGUCUCUCGGUGGUGCCGCCGCCGCCGCCGGGGCGGCAGCGACAGCGGCCAGUGAGCGGCGACGAUGGUGCGUCCCGCGGCAACGGCGGCGGCUGAGCUCGGACGGCCGCGUCGCUGGAGCGGCGCCAGCGGAGGCUGGCUUCGGAUCACGCUCCUCUCCUUCCUCGCCACUUGGCCCGUGGAGCAAUUGCGCGCCUUCCCGUCUUCCCUCAGCGACUGCCAGACGCCCACCGGCUGGAACUGCUCGGGUUUUGACGAGCGAGACACGGACCUGUUUUUGUGCGACACCAAUACGUGCAAGUUUGACGCCGAGUGCCUCAGAAUUGGGAACAUGGUGACUUGCAUUUGUGACUUCAAGUGCAACAACGACUAUGCUCCAGUUUGCGGCUCCAACAAUCAAAACUACCAGAACGAGUGUUAUCUGCGAAGGGACGCCUGCAAGCAGCAGUCUGAAGUACUGAUUCUGUCGGAGGGAGCCUGUCCCGUGGAUGCCGGCUCAGGAUCAGGAGAUGACGGAGGAGAGGGCUCGGCGGAAGCGGGUCAGAAGGAAACAUCCACCUGUGACAUUUGUCAGUUUGGGGCCGAGUGUGACGUGGACGCAGAGGACGUUUGGUGCGUGUGCAACAUCGACUGUUCCCACAUCAGCUUCAAUCCAGUGUGUGCCUCAGAUGGUCGUUCCUAUGACAACCCCUGCCAGGUGAAGGAGGCCUCCUGUCAGAAGCAGGAACGCAUCGAGGUCAGGCACCUGGGACACUGCCAAGAUGGGAACAAAGGCGGAGAUAGACAUUUUGCACCCACCGACAUCACCGGAAACGGACAAGCAGAUGGACUGUACACGCCUUGUCCAGAUCUCUACAAGAACUACUGCGUACACGGAGACUGUCAGUUCCCAAGUAUACCUGCCCAGCCCUCAUGCAGCUGCCACUCAGGUUUCAGCGGACCCCAGUGCGACACCAAAGAGUACAACGUGCUCUACGUGGUCCCGGGCUCUGGCAAACUGCACUACGUUCUCAUCGCCUCCAUCAUCGGAGCACUGCAGGUGGUCAUCAUCUGUGUGGUGGUGCUCUGCAUUACCAGAAAGUGCCCUCGCUCCAACAGGAUCAACCGGCAGAAGCAAAACAAUGUCCACUUCAGCUCCGAGAACACCAUGCGCGCCUCCACUCGACUUAUCUGAGCCUGUCGGAAGGAUCGGCCGUACGCUUUCCGGAAGGCGUGUCUCGUUAAAUGUCCCCCGUCCGCCACACUUUGUAGAGCAACCCCCCCAAAAUGUAGGAUCGACUUCCCCUUCGAGGCCGGGCCCUCCAUCUUUCUCUCUCUCUCUCUUUCUCUCGCCCUCCAUGAACUUCCAAGAACGCCGGAGGAGGCCGAGGGGCUACGAACAAAGACAGAGCUGGCGCUUCAGGACUUCCAGACUCACCUGCUGAGAAUGUUGUGGAUAGCCUCACUUUCAAGAUCUUGCCGGAGAGGACCUUGUGAACUCGGGGCGGGAGCGAGGGGGGGUUGAGAAUACUGAAUGUGAGUUUGUACGUGUGAGUGUAAAUUAGAUGUGUGACUUUUGGUAGAUGCGGGUUAGCCGGUGUCUGUCAUUUGUAGGCGAUGGGGGUAAAAGCAAGGUGGGGGUUGGGGGUAGUGCAAAGCAGGGUAAGAGUGGACUAUUAAGGCUUUUUUUUCUUCCCAUUUGGAUGGGUGGGAGGUUAGGAGUACUGGGGGGGGGGGGGCUACACGUGAUGCCUUGCACCUUGUGUUAGAGGAGUCCCUUGACGGAGGUCACAAUGUUAUUCUAGCGCUCUCUUCUUUGGUUGUGACAAUGACUUCAGCUACUAGGUUCCGUUUCCAUGAGUUAUUACUACGUUGUCUUGAUGGAGUCAUUUUUUUCUGUCUAUGUAAAUAAAUAAUUUAUAUCACAAAAUGUA
This is a messenger RNA of Syngnathus acus (greater pipefish), 2348 nucleotides long. RefSeq names its product transmembrane protein with EGF-like and two follistatin-like domains 2a (gene tmeff2a). Lineage: Eukaryota; Metazoa; Chordata; Actinopteri; Syngnathiformes; Syngnathidae. Gene Ontology annotation, molecular function: protein binding. The record is from RefSeq and is a predicted model, not a curated record. The transcript is spliced from 10 exons. The coding region runs from base 500 to 1609 and encodes 369 amino acids.